This is a messenger RNA of Achroia grisella, 3287 nucleotides long. Its product is annotated as WD repeat-containing protein on Y chromosome-like. Lineage: Eukaryota; Metazoa; Arthropoda; Insecta; Lepidoptera; Pyralidae. The coding region runs from base 7 to 3174 and encodes 1055 amino acids. The record is from RefSeq and is a predicted model, not a curated record. Gene Ontology annotation, molecular function: protein binding; calcium ion binding. The transcript has 19 exons.
UGCAAAAUGGCUAACGACUGCGAUAUGAAAUCGUUAAUGACUCUUUCAUCGAAAUCGGAAGGUAGUACAGCGCCUGCGGCACGGCUGCGGUGGCGAAACGCUCCGCUACAUGAACGAUGCACUAUGACGGAUAUGGUGAAAUUAAAAGACGCGUUCCAAACUGCUUACAGAAAUGUGCUUUUGCCAAACGAUUUCCGGAAUCUGUUGCGCACAUUGCUCAAUGUGGAGUAUGAUGACGAGGAAUUUCAAAUUCUAUUUAUGAAGAUAAACACAAACCGAAAUGGCGAGAUCGAUUGGGACGAGCUGGUAUCUCACCUCCUACUGGGCUACUUCGCUAAUGACCCAGAGAAUCAACGGGAAUCGCUGCAGCCGCCAAUCAUGGGCCUUCCCACCGUGAUGCGCUCUCAACAUAGGCACCCUAUAUCCAGGAUUUGCUUCUGUCCUGAUGUGUCCAAGGAUCGCAGUACCGACCCAAUGCAAGGCACGUACAUAACUGCAAGCCGUGAUGGGAUGAUCAACUGGUGGUCACUGGAUAUGUCGUUGCUGAGAACUGCCUAUUCAUCUAGUCCCCAUCUGAAGGUUCGAACGACCUGGGUGACGGAUAUGGUGUGCAUGCCAGACGUGAACAUUAUUGUGACAAGCUCCACAGAACGGGACCUGCGCUUCUACGAUUGUACUGCUAAGACAUUUACCCUCAAGAUAAUUAUUACUAGUUGGGAAUAUAUGAUUUGUACGAUGUACUACCAAUUUCACAAAGAUGCUAACGAGAAGUGCAUCCUUAUUUGCGGCGACGUGGGUGGUAACGUGCGUGUCUUGCUGUUCUCGCCUGUGAAGCGGGGUCCAUUCCGCAACCAGGCCGGCCGCGCACUCAUACAGCUUCGACAUGUUGAUCUGCAGCGGAAGCCACAACUGCUGCCCGAGAUGCGUCUGGUGGAGUUGCAGCGGGUGCACUCUGAGUGGGUGCGCCAGGUCUCGUUCUACGCAUCACUGCACUGCGUGGUCUCUUGCGCCACCUGCGCUGACUCUCUUCUGAUGUGCGACCUGGCUGGAUCCAAAACACAUAAUAUGUUCCGAGUCGACAAGGGUAUCCAGUGCUUUGCGUUCGACGAGGAAACUCACGUGCUCGUGACGGGAGGGCCCGACUGUGUGGUCCGUGUAUGGAACCCGUUCGUGACGACGCGCCCGGCCGUCGCUCUGGCCGGCCACCACGCUGCUAUCACGGCGCUCAUACUCCAGAACGCCGGUCAGACCAUCUACUCCCUCUCGCGCGACCGGGUUAUUAAAGUCUGGGAUGUGCAGGGACAACUUUGCGUGCAGUCAUAUAUAGAUAUCCCCUCGCAAAUCGGCGAACGCACCCCGAUAUCUGCUGUUUACAACAAAGCAACCCGUGAGCUGAUCCUCGCAGCAGUCAAGAUUGCGGUACUCGUGCUAGAUGAGCAGUUAAACCCUCAGCACACUGACGGGUUCACACAUUCCCGUGCUGUUGCUAAGAUACUUUACAAUCCCUUAUUCAAAGUGGUCAUCACGUGCGGAAUGGACAGCAUUAUUAUCAAUUGGGAUCCAGUUACAGGUAAACGCAACGUGAUGGUACGCGACGCUCACACGCGGCUGCUGCACGGUGAACUCAUCCCGGUUGAGAUUACUGCGGCCUGCUUUGAUCCUGGCUGGCAACUGCUGGUCACCGGCGCUCGUAACGGAACCCUCAAAGUAUGGAAUUUCAACACCGGCGUAUGUCUACGAAAUAUGGCAAUAGAGCACAUGUGUGAAGUUACAAGCGUUUUCUGGGUGGAAGGGAGGAUCUUGGCCGUGGGGUGGAACCGUCACGUGACAGAGUUCGAGGACACCGGUACCGCCAGCACCGGCAAGAGCUGGGAGACGAGACACAGUGACGACGUGCUGGCGGCUGCCGCGCGCUGGCCGCUCUCGCUCGCCACUGCCUCUUACAAUUCGGAACUCCUGCUGUGGAAACUGGAGACGGGUCAGCCAUACAGACGUUUCUCAUGUACGGAUCCGAUGCUUCGCAUCAAGAUGCACUACAAGAAGCGAGAUGCAACACGCGCUGCUUCUCCUACAGCUACCACCGCCCACCGCACUUCUGCCCCUCGGCUCAGCAUGCAAAGUACGAGCGCACGGCUGUCGCUACCGGAGGCGGGUGAGGCGAUGCGCAAAGCUCGGGCGCGGCGAGUGUCGACGGGCGUAGCGCUACCGACGCGGGCGCAAGCCAUGCGACAGCUGGCCGUGCACGCCAUGAUCUUUCUGGAGACGCGCCCCUUCAGCAUGCAAGACGCGUCAUUGAUGCUGGCCCUAGAGAACGGCCAGGUGCAGGGCUGGUCGGACCACCCUGCGGGAGGGUUGCAGGGUGCAUUUCAGGGGGUGCAUACUGUCGGCGAUUACGUGUCCGCUUUCGCCACCGAUACCAACAACCGGUUCCUGUUCACUGGCACCACCGUUGGGUACAUUAAAGUGUGGCUGAUGACGAACUAUCUCAUGCAGGAACAAGUACACGUGAACAUGUCAGAAUUGCGGCUCCAAUUCCCUUUUUUGUGGCGGGACCGCAUCGAAGGCCGUGCGAAGCGCUCCGUGCGCGACCAGCCACUGCCGAUGCUCCUGAACAGCUACCGGGCUCACCUGCGCUGCAUCACCACCAUGGCCUACAUUGAGCAUUUGAAGCUCGUACUUAGUGGUAGUUCAGAUUACAGCGUGCGUGUGUGGCGGCUGUCUGGUGAGUACUUGCAGACGAUGGGAAGCUUCGUGCCGUGGACGCUGGAAACCACCAGGUUUCCGCCAGAUGUCAAGAAGGUCGCGAGUUUCACCACGUUCAAGGUGUGGCGAUCAGGUUGGGUGUCUCGGUACGUGCCGGGCCAAGUAGAGGUGGACAAGCUACGAGACAUUACCGAUCUCGAACUACGGAAUAAGACUUACGGCGCACCCGCGCCCGACCCUAUGCUAGGGCGGUACUUCGCACUUCCCGCACGUCCCGACCGCCACGACAAAAUCAUGCUCGACGACUCGCUGCAGACCGUCCCGCUGUACGCACACUUGCGCAUGGCGUCGACGCAGCCGGUGCGGCGGCCGCCCACGCCCGAGCUGGUGCGCCACACGCGCCUCCGGCAGCUACCCGCUAAAAAGACGCACUUCGACACCGCGGGACCACCUACACGGGCUAACGAAUAGCCAGCCGACUAUAAAAGUGGUCGUUCCACUACGCUAUUGCAGUGACCUACUACCAGAACAUUACCUGUGUCGUUCCACUAAUUUGGAUAAAUUUAGUAUUAUUGUAAUUUAUA